AUGGACAUCUGGCAUCAUAUACUGUCCCUUCUGCCACUGGCAGAUGCUGCGCGAGCUGGCUGUGUGUCUCAAACAUUUCGAAGCUCCUGGAGAUCCCAUCCUAACCUCACCUUAAGUAUGGAAACGCUGCGCCUCGAUGGAGAUACAUGCAGAGAAGAUAAACUGGCACGGGUUUUCACCAAGAGAGUCAACCGCAUUAUGAGAAAACACUCAGGCGGCGUGAAGACAUUCAACCUUAGUUAUAAUUACCUUCGUUCUUUUCUGGACACCAGUUAUCUCAACAGGUGGCUUGAGAUUGCUGUUACUACGGGGAUUGAAGAGGUCAAACUUUCAAUGCCUCUAGGACGCACCGCGGUUCGUUACGAGUUCCCAUGCCCGGUUUUAUCCAACGGGAGUGGAAACUCGAUUCGACAUCUUCACCUCAGCCGUUGCGCCUUCCAUCCCACGGUCGGGCUUCGUUGCUUGACAAGGCUGUUUCUGUUGGAGGUGCACAUCACGAGAGAUGAGUUAGGGCACCUUCUGUCCAAUUCUCUUGCUAUGGAAGAGUUGUGUCUCAAUAGUUGUCAUAAGAUAAUUCGCCUCAAGAUAUCUUGCCUGCUACAUCGGUUCAGCUGCCUGUCAGUGUUUCAUUGCAAGUCUCUGGAAGUGAUAGAGAAUAGAGCUCCAAAUCUUUGCUUUGUUCGCAUUGAUGGUGCUGUAGAGAAACUUCCGGUUGGAGAUUUAUUGCAAAUGAAGAGACUACACAUGUUGGAUUACUACGAAUCUGACCUUGUUCAUGAUGCUCGUUCCAAGCUUCCAUUCAUUAUGCCAAAUCUUGAAACCCUCAACCUAUCUUCGGCUGGAGAGAUGUUUAAUACACCAAUCUUAACUGUCAGAUUCCUCUUCCUGAAGAACCUGCUGAUUGAUCUUAAUGCAGAUAGGGGGGCUUUUCCCCAUCCUAUGAUUAUUUUUCUCUAG
This is a messenger RNA of Triticum turgidum subsp. durum (durum wheat), 957 nucleotides long. The record is from the annotation of a GenBank genome assembly. Lineage: Eukaryota; Viridiplantae; Streptophyta; Magnoliopsida; Poales; Poaceae.